ACAAAUCUUUCAUCUCGGCAACAUCAAAUCGUGAUUUCCUUUUUUGUUUAUUCACUUUUGUAUUGGAUUUUGGAGAUGGCUAUGCAAACUGUGAGAGAAAGUCUCCACUCUGCUCCGCAGAUUUCUUGGUGGAAUGCUUUUGGAUCUCAGCCGUUGGCUCCGGAGAGUCUCGCCGGCGACUCUGACUCGUUCCCUGGAGUUAAGGUCGGAUCUGCCGGAGAGACAGGACAACGUGUGGAUAAACAGAGCAACUCUGCCUCUCACUUAGCUUUCUCACUCGGUGAUGGGAAGAGUUCAAGAGUUGUGGAAAAGCCUCAUGGAGCUGCUUUCUCAUUGAACCAACCUUGCUUGGAACUUGGAUUUACUCAGCCACAGAUCUACACAAAGUAUCCUUGUGCGGAACAACAAUACUAUGGAGUUGUUUCAGCCUACGGAUCUCAGAGCAGGGUGAUGCUUCCUCUGAACAUGGAAACAGAAGAUGGAACAAUCUAUGUGAACUCGAAGCAGUACCAUGGAAUCAUCAGGCGACGCCAAUCCCGUGCAAAGGCUGCUGCUGUUCUUGAUCAGAACAAACUGAGUAGCAGAUGCCGUAAGCCAUAUAUGCAUCAUUCGCGGCAUCUCCACGCAUUGCGCCGUCCUAGAGGAUCCGGUGGGAGAUUCUUGAAUACUAAAAGUCAGAACAUGGAGAAAAGCGGAGGCAAUGCAAAGAAAGCUGCUGGAAAGAAGCAGAGUGAGUCUCAGCCUCAGCAAAGUAACUCUCAGAAUUCUGAAGUUCUUCACCCGGAAAGAGGGACGGUGAACAUAUCGAAUGGACGAAAUGUCUCGGGAUCAGAAGUUACAAGCAUGAACUACUUUCUAAGUUCUUCAGUCCAUCAUCAUCCCCUUGGUGGCAUGGUAAUGCCUAGCAAGUGGAUUGCAGCAGCAACAAUGGAUAACGUCUGCUGCAGUUUCAAAACCUGA
This is a messenger RNA of Thlaspi arvense, 960 nucleotides long. The record is from the annotation of a GenBank genome assembly. Lineage: Eukaryota; Viridiplantae; Streptophyta; Magnoliopsida; Brassicales; Brassicaceae.